Tachyglossus aculeatus (Australian echidna) is the source of this 571-nucleotide messenger RNA. Its product is annotated as transmembrane protein 87B-like. The transcript is spliced from 2 exons. Lineage: Eukaryota; Metazoa; Chordata; Mammalia; Monotremata; Tachyglossidae. Bases 1 to 552 code for a protein of 183 amino acids. The record is from RefSeq and is a predicted model, not a curated record.
AUGGCCGGCCGCCGCCGCCUCCUCAUCCCGCUGCCGGUGGUCGCCGGAGCCGUGCCCGAGCCCGGACGGUGGGACGCCAACGUCGGCUACGGCUCCAAGCCGCUAAUAUUUAGAAAAACCGUGUUUAAUUCGACUGAGAUCAAGCUGAAAAUUAAUUCAUUCAGCUGCCCUGAUCCCGUGUCGUUUACCGUAGAGUGGUUUCUGAAAUAUCACGCCUGUCGCAACGAAUUUAUCCACCUGGGAGAUAUGUUGGAAAAAAAUACCAUCACUGGUGAUAAGGACUUCUGUGCCGAUGAUCUCCAAGGCAAGCAUUGUAUAAAACAAAAAAAUGAAAACUUGAAGUGCGACAGUGAAUUGCAGAUAUUUCCUAUGCUGCAUAUUUCCAGUAAUCAUGCGAAGGGACAGCAAGCAAAUACAUUUACAAAGAACCAGGAAAUGGACAGAAAUACGCAGUGGAUAUUUAGAUGGACUGAUGCCAAGAAUUACGCAUCGGUGCUUAAUUGUGCUUUAGAGAGGGGAAAAAUGAGAUCGUAUAUCCACAAAUUGUUUUAAUUGAAGAACUUGAGAUUCC